Dacryopinax primogenitus is the source of this 958-nucleotide messenger RNA. RefSeq lists its product as uncharacterized. The record is from RefSeq and is a predicted model, not a curated record. NCBI's taxonomy places the organism in Eukaryota, Fungi, Basidiomycota, Dacrymycetes, Dacrymycetales, Dacrymycetaceae. The annotation marks the transcript as partial. The transcript has 3 exons.
CCCCAGCUCCAUCCGAUCCACACAAGAUAGUUACCGAUUAUCCUGACCUAUCGCUGGCCAUCAUUAGGGCAAAGUAUCACCCACUCAUCUAAAUCAUUGUAUGAAGAGCUGUGCCGAUGACGCUGAUUGACCGCAUGGAUAUCAACGCGAGGCAGGAGCCUCCGACAAGAUCGCCGACUGCCUCGGGAUCGCGCGAGGAGAUAUCAAUUCGCCGAUUAUUGACAAAUGACUCGGAUAUGCGCCCAUCCGGCGCCCAAGGUCCAAAUAGGAGCCCUCCUAGCAACAUAUAUCCGAGCCCGGAGAUUGGCAUCACACGUGCCCCGGAACCCCACCGCGACUUGGCACAGCGAGCUCCAAUGUCUUCUCGUGCUUUUGAGAAGUCCGCCGUGCGCGAAGUUCCGUCCUCCAGUGAGAUAGAGUACUGGAAACCGACGCAACCGGCUAGUAGCAGAAUAUGGAAGCGGGUAGUAGAUCCGCCUGCGCCUGACGUGAUUCGAUCUUCCCUUUCUUCGACGGUCCACUCACCCGUACUGUCGAUGCAUGACCCGUCAAGAUCUCCUGCUGUGUCUUCUCGCAUUGAGCCAACUUUGCCUGUCCUUCAAACUAACGGUGACAAGAACACGCCAACUCUUGAUCAAUUUAUCGGAGCACUUUACCGCUCUCAGGCUGCAAUUGAUGCAGAAAGGCUUGCCCCGCCAGCUCGGCGGCCGACGCCAGAGAUAAUCGAUCUGACGUCUAGUCCGGUUCUCAGUCAUGCAGGGAGCAAGGAACCGACUCCGCCGACAGUACCGGUUCCGAGACAAAUACCCCCGCCCACAAUGAUGUCUAUGCGCCCAACUCUGCCCGGACUUCUUUCGGCGGCUCAUAACCAGCAUCGCGAAGUCUUCCAUGGUGGCGCGUCGCAUGAACCGAGACCUUCGUCGGAUACCGCACUGUCGGAGGUCUGGACACUAAAACC